GGUCGGCCUCACGCCCCCGGUGACGUCAUUGCUGCGCGCCCGGUGCUGCACGUGGUGUGAUGGAGGAUCUCCGGAGUUUGGCUGCCGAGCUGCACCGGGUUCAGGCCCUGAAAUUCGGCCGCUUCCAACUGAAAAGCGGAAUCAGCUCCCCGGUCUACUUCGACCUCCGAGUCAUCGUGUCUCACCCGGCCCUCAUCAACCGGGUUGCUGACCUGCUGUACCAGACCGCUCAGGAUGCUGACCUGCGAUACCAGACGGUAUGUGGAGUGCCGUACACUGCUCUACCUCUUGCAACCAUCAUUUGCUCCAAGCGGCAGCUGCCGAUGCUGAUCCGGAGAAAGGAAGCCAAAGAUUAUGGAACGAAGCAACUGGUGGAAGGCACCAUUUCUCCAGGAGACACGUGUUUAAUUAUUGAAGAUGUUGUGACUAGCGGUUCCAGUGUUCUGGAGACGGCAGAGAUCCUCCGGCGAGAGGGGCUGCAGGUGACGGAUGCCAUUGUGCUGGUGGACCGAGAGCAGGGUGGGAGCGAGAAACUGGCAGAAAAUGGAAUCCGACUACACUCGGUCUGUACCCUGACUCAGCUCAUGGAGAUACUGCACACGCUGGGGGCGGUCAGUGCGGGCACGGUGCAGGAAGUCAAAGAAUUCAUCCGAGACAAUAAGGUCACAGCACGGGUAUCUGCACCGACCAAAAAACACGUUCUGGGUCUCCCUUACUCUUCCCGAGCGUUGCUUCCGGACACUCACCCCAUGGCAUCCCGACUCCUCACAAUUAUGGAAAAGAAAAAGAGCAAUCUGUGUGUGUCAGCCGACGUUACUUGCUCUGCAGAGCUUCUUCAGCUGGCCACAGAGCUGGGCCCAUCAGUCUGUAUGUUAAAGACCCACGUGGAUAUCCUGAAUGACUAUACUCCAGAUGUUUCUUUUCGGCUCCGAGCGAUCGCAGAUCUCCACGAGUUCCUCUUGUUUGAAGAUCGGAAAUUUGCAGACAUUGGGAACACAGUUAAACAGCAGUAUGAAGGUGGUAUUUAUAGAAUAUCUUCGUGGUCGGAUGUGGUGAAUGUCCACGCUGUGCCUGGCCCCGGCGUGGUGCAGGGGUUGCGGGAAGCUGGCCUCGCUCUAGGAAGAGGUUGCCUUGUGAUUGCCGAAAUGAGUUCCCAGGGGUCACUGGCAGUUGGAGACUAUACAAAAGAAGCUGUGAAACUGGCAGAGAAUUAUCCAGAUUUUGUUUUUGGGUUCAUUUCGGGAGGCCGUUUGAGUGGAAAGCCGGAGAUGCUGCAUUUAACCCCGGGGGUACAGCUGCAAGCAGGAGGAGAUCAUCUUGGGCAGCAGUAUCAGAGCCCUCAUGAUGUCAUCGCAAAGAAGGGUUCUGACAUCAUCAUUGUGGGGAGAGGUAUCUUAUCAGCCACCAAUCGCUCCGAAGCUGCUGAGGUUUACAGAGCGGCGGGUUGGGAGGCCUAUCUCAGCAGGAUCAAAGCUGAAAAGACUGAGCCCUGACCCAGUAUCCCACAAUCAUGCCUCAAACACGCAUUUUCUGAAUUAUCUUAAAAAAAAAAAAAAAUGUUCUUCAAUUUUUUGCCAUCAACUCAAACAGAUCAGGACUGGGUGAUGGUGUCAGAAGCUUUAGGAAUGCAUUAUAUUUUUUUGUAAUUGUGGCCUAACGCACCCCAUGUAAUGAGCAUUAGAUCCUGGCGUUGUCACAGUCGAGGGGAGCACCGGGUUACGUUGUGGUUACGUUGUGGGGAGCACCGGGUUACGUUGUAGACCUCACGUUUUACAAACCUAGGAAAAUAACGUGACGGCGUGUUUUGUUCGGUCAGUGCGAAGGAGACAAUGCAUCGCAGUGAGGUGGACACAGUUUAUCCAGAGCUGGUUACUGAAUGUGAGCUCUGGAACAUUACAAACUGCACCCCACAAUAAAACAAUCAGAAAAAAAAGGGGUAAAGUAGUUUUUGUUUAGCUUUGACAUUUUCAAUAAAAGUAUCUUUGUCAGAUGAUUAAAGAU
Messenger RNA from Pelobates fuscus (common spadefoot toad), 2001 nucleotides. It is a transcript of the gene UMPS, whose product is annotated as uridine monophosphate synthetase. Gene Ontology annotation, molecular function: orotate phosphoribosyltransferase activity; orotidine-5'-phosphate decarboxylase activity. Bases 60 to 1493 code for a protein of 477 amino acids. The transcript has 6 exons. NCBI's taxonomy places the organism in Eukaryota, Metazoa, Chordata, Amphibia, Anura, Pelobatidae. The record is from RefSeq and is a predicted model, not a curated record. Gene Ontology annotation, biological process: 'de novo' pyrimidine nucleobase biosynthetic process; 'de novo' UMP biosynthetic process.